This is a messenger RNA of Mesocestoides corti, 934 nucleotides long. The record is from the annotation of a GenBank genome assembly. Lineage: Eukaryota; Metazoa; Platyhelminthes; Cestoda; Cyclophyllidea; Mesocestoididae.
AAGUUUGGAACCAAUUGGCCAAGUUCAACCAUAUCGUGAAACUGCUUAUGAGCCUGGUCAGCUCAUUCUUCAUCGUUUCUUUGGCUACCGCGGGGUCAUUCUAAGCGCGUGGCCUGCUAGGAUUUUUGACAAAAACAUUGCCAUGGAUAGCCAGCCUUUAGGUGGUGUCAUUCAAGAAAGCGGACGCCCGAUAUUUGUGUAUACAGUGCUUACGGAUGACCGUGAUAUCAGCUUAUGUAAUUCUUCCCUCAUAUCUGGAAUUACAUUCCUCCCUGAUGACCAAAGUCUCCUCAGUACAAUUUACGUCGUAUCGGGUGUGGAUUAUGCUUUUCACGACGAUCUCAUCCCCUACACUUGCAAGAACUCUCGUCCUCUUACAAACGAAUACUUCGAGGACUUCAUGCAUUACGAUCCGGAUAAAGAACCGCAUUUCUACCCAACGGACAAUUUAUGUCGCUGGCUCGAGUCUAGACGGUCGAGUCUUGAAGUGAAGACUGUCCACCGAGAAACAACCGAGGGUAUUCGCGUGACAGCUGUCCCCUGUCUGAUGGGGCGCCGUAAAUUCAGGUGGCGCUAUUUAAUUCGUCUGGAGAAUUUGACGGACGAGUGUGUCCAGCUGAGGGAGCGAUUUUGGAAGCUCUUCUCCGUCAACGGCAGCCUCGAAUCAGUCGCCGGCAAGGGUGUCGUUGGCCUGCAGCCCACACUGACACCGCACAGCCCCGUGUUCCAGUAUCACAGUCACGUUCAAGUGCCAGUGGCCCGAGCCCACAUGUGGGGACAAUUCAGGCUAGAGAAGACGUCCGGUGGCACUAUCGACGUCAAGAUUCCCGCUUUUCCCCUUUUUGAUAGGGAAAAUGCGGGCCCUCGUGUCGUUGUUGACGACGAUGACGAUGGUAACAACAACAACGGUGGUCACAGUCCUGGCCAGAAAUAA